Spirodela intermedia is the source of this 1119-nucleotide messenger RNA. NCBI's taxonomy places the organism in Eukaryota, Viridiplantae, Streptophyta, Magnoliopsida, Alismatales, Araceae. The record is from the annotation of a GenBank genome assembly.
AUGCUGUGGCUCAUCAGGGUCUCCGGGUUCUUCACCGCCGCGCUCGUCACCGUCGUCCUCUCCCCUUCUCUCCAGUCCUUCCCGCCGGCGGAGGCCAUCCGUUCCUCCAACUUCGAGAGCCACCUCCGCUUCCCCAGCGCCACCCCAUCUCGCUUCUCCUUCAGGACCGCCCCGCCGAUCCGCAAUGCAGACAGAUGCGACUCCCCCCUCGCCGCCGCCGCCGGCAGAGGAGGGGGAUCGUCGGUGGAGGAUCUCACCGUCUGCGACCCCUCCCUCGUCCACAUCGCCAUCACCCUCGAUGUGGAGUACCUCCGCGGGUCCAUCGCCGCCGUCCACUCGGUCCUCCAGCACGCCCUCUGCCCGGAGAGCGUCUUCUUCCACUUCCUGGUUUCGUCUACGACGAACCUCGAGGAGGUGGUCCGCUCUGCGUUUCCGCAGCUGCGAUUCAAGGUGUACUUCUUCGACCCGGAGAGGGUGAGGGACCUCAUCUCGAGCUCGGUGCGGCAGGCGCUGGAGCAGCCGCUGAACUACGCCCGCAACUACCUCGCGGAGAUGCUUGAGCCCUGCGUGAAGCGGGUCAUCUACCUCGACUCCGACCUGGUGGUGGUGGACGACAUCGCCAAGCUGUGGCGGACCGAGCUCGGCUCACGAACGGUGGGCGCCCCCGAGUACUGCCACGCCAACUUCACCAAAUACUUCACGGAUCGCUUCUGGUCGGACCCUCGGUUGUCGCUCACCUUCGCCAGCCGGAAGCCCUGCUACUUCAACACGGGGGUUAUGGUGAUGGACCUGGAGCGGUGGCGGCGGGGGGGAUACACGCGGAGGAUCCAGCGGUGGAUGGAGAUCCAGAGGAACGACGGGCGAAUCUACGAACUGGGUUCUCUACCGCCGUUCCUCCUGGUUUUCGCCGGGCACGUGGCCCCCAUAGAUCACCGAUGGAACCAGCACGGGCUCGGCGGCGACAACGUGAAGGGUAGCUGUCGGGACCUCCACCCUGGCCCCGUCAGCCUCCUCCAUUGGAGCGGCAGCGGGAAGCCAUGGAUAAGGCUCGACUCCAACCGUCCAUGCCCGUUGGACGCCCUGUGGGCUCCCUACGACCUCCACGGCCGGGAACCCUAG